Messenger RNA from Morchella sextelata, 621 nucleotides. RefSeq lists its product as uncharacterized. The record is from RefSeq and is a predicted model, not a curated record. The transcript has a single exon. The coding region runs from base 1 to 621 and encodes 206 amino acids. Lineage: Eukaryota; Fungi; Ascomycota; Pezizomycetes; Pezizales; Morchellaceae.
AUGCCUGUUAUGACCCGUCUUCAGUCUGCCAACCUCGCCCACCACAGCGAACUUCUCUUCCAGGCCGCACUCAACGCCGUGAGCGGCCCUCUCCCUAUAGUCGAUCCCACGCCCGACUCAAGCUCUGUUUCCGGCUACUCCCACCCGCCCGCGCCAACAGGCCCCAGUUCUGCCCAGGGCCAGGAGAUGCGCAGAACACUCCGGGGCCUCUCAAGGGAGUACUCCACGCAUAUCGUGGAGGAGGUAUUCAAACCUCAAAUCUUCAACCUCUUGUCCAUGUACGGGGACACUCUUGACUACAGGAGCGAGCCGUGCUUCGUUAUCGGAGCGCUCAAUUAUGUACGGAGCAUGUGGCCCUCGGAUUCUACCCAGGUUCUGAUGCUGGGUGCUGCUGUCCUCUGUGUGAGGAGAUUUCUUCAGAGCUGGUGGGCUAAAGAAAUUACGGUUCGGUGCGUAGAAUGCCCUGAGAGGGAACCAGAGGCAAUAGAAAAUGUGCUUAAGCAUAUCGGGAGGGAUCAUGCAAAAGAUGGUCAAGAGAGUUGGGAAUGGUAUAUGCAGAAAUGGCCACUGCGGCUACCAAUCGAGGGGGCGGCGGAGAGCUUGUGGAUGGAGAGGAGAUAG